AUGAUAGCUCUAAUCGAUGUCCCUCCAUCGCCGCCGCCAAAUAUGGAGGAUUGGAGAAAGUUUCGGGAGGUUGGGUUAUUGGAUGUGGUAGCUCUGGAGAGACGUGAUAGGGAGGCGUUGCAGGAGAAAGUUGAAAGGCUUGAAACAGAGGUUAGACGAAGAGAAACAAAGUUAUGGUUUCUUUUAUACCUUACUGGCAAAGAUAAGGUGGUAGCCCUAAUCGACAUCCCUCCACCGCCGCCGCCAAAUAUGGAGGAUUGGAGAAGGUUUCGGGAGGUUGGGUUGUUGGAUGUGGCGGCUCUGGAGAGGCGUGAUCGGGAGGCGUUGCAGGAGAAAGUUGAAAGGCUUGAAACAGAGAUUUUUAAUGUUCUUUGUUUGUGGUGA
Molecule: messenger RNA, 384 nt
Organism: Striga asiatica
Lineage: Eukaryota; Viridiplantae; Streptophyta; Magnoliopsida; Lamiales; Orobanchaceae
Source: the annotation of a GenBank genome assembly